AUGUUGGAGGAGCAGAAGUGCAGCCUCAAGGCGGACGUUAGGUGUCGCUGUCGGCGUGAAGAGCCCCGAGCCCGAGCCAACCAGCAGAGAAGAUGGCAUGACUUCCCCCUUUGCCUUGCAAUCCUCCGAAUUGUAAAUCUGGUGUGUCCACUCCAGUGGAUUAAUUCCACUCAUGACAGCAUUCAUGUUAGACCAGAGAACAGCAACACUCUUCUGGCCGUUUUGUGUCCGGUAGUAACCAUUGGACUUCUGGCUCUUCUACUUCUCUUCUGUAUCCGUCGCCAAGGAGACGAAGCUUGUUUCAAACAUGUUCUCCAGCUGUGUAACGAGGGUGUGAAGGAUGGUUCCCCCAACAAAGCCCCAGGCCAACAGCAGACAAAGGAGCCGGUCGGAUUGCUACCACACCCACUAACUGCUGCUAAUCUAGGCCCAGUCCAUGUGCACAGUGCCGGAACUGUGAUCUUCAGUCUUCUGAAUCAAUUCACGGGUCAGGGGGAGGUGGCGGGAGUGGAGAGGAAGGAGGAACGGAACGACAGGGAUGAGGAGGAAGGGAGAGGCUUCCAGAACCGCGCGGCGUCGUCACCUGAUGUCCACCUCUCCCAGCAGGAGGAGGACGGAGAGACGGGCGCUGUGUUUGUCCCUUCUCAGGAACAAGGGAAGGACUGUCACGUUUCCAAAGAGGAGUCGCUAUGAGCGAGGACUGUUUACGUUGAACCUCGCUGAACCUUUCGUCGCUCAUGUUGAACAUUAAGCUUGUGGGGAAAUAACACAACAAUGAUCACUGUGGUAUGCUAUUCAGGACGACCAUGUGUUGUGUGUUCAGGAUCCAGCAGAUUGGGUUUGGAAGACACUGGUGAGUGGACAUCCAGAAGUGAUCUGGUGCAUGGUUCUGAAGAUGGUCAAACGACCUAAACAAAGAUGUUACGGUUUAAACUCCUAAAGAGUUAUAUAGAAUUGUAAGAUGUGUAAUCGAAACGUUAGUUGAUGUGUCGCAUGUGUCCUUUAUUUGCUCAUUUUGAAUGUGGUCAGUUUGUAAUGUUAUUUAUGAGCCUCUUUUUGGAUAUGUCAAUGUACUGUACCGUUAGUUUGAAGAGUAAGGCAGCUGUGGCUUGUUCAAGUCAAUAACAACUCUGAAACUGUUUUUGUAAAACUGCAUGUAUUUGAUAAUAAAAUACAAGUGAUGUUAAAGGUUUUGAAUAAAACCAUUAACACUACCACAA
This is a messenger RNA of Osmerus eperlanus (European smelt), 1220 nucleotides long. RefSeq lists its product as uncharacterized. The coding region runs from base 1 to 693 and encodes 230 amino acids. The transcript has 8 exons. The record is from RefSeq and is a predicted model, not a curated record. Lineage: Eukaryota; Metazoa; Chordata; Actinopteri; Osmeriformes; Osmeridae.